This is a messenger RNA of Oncorhynchus kisutch (coho salmon), 6188 nucleotides long. RefSeq names its product eph receptor A2 b (gene epha2b). The transcript is spliced from 17 exons. Gene Ontology annotation, biological process: axon guidance; protein phosphorylation; ephrin receptor signaling pathway. The coding region runs from base 212 to 3190 and encodes 992 amino acids. The record is from RefSeq and is a predicted model, not a curated record. NCBI's taxonomy places the organism in Eukaryota, Metazoa, Chordata, Actinopteri, Salmoniformes, Salmonidae. Gene Ontology annotation, cellular component: plasma membrane; dendrite. Gene Ontology annotation, molecular function: ATP binding; protein binding; transmembrane-ephrin receptor activity.
AUUGACAUCUGCUUCUCUUGUCGCUAAGGUAAAUGGCGGAGGCCAUCAAAACCAUAAUGCCAAUGUCACUUUGAUUACAUUCUAACAGGCGGAGUUGGUGACGUCCUCAUUUGUGAAUGAGGCUUUCGCGAGCUCACGGUUCAGUUGAGCAACUGAUGAGAGCGUGGAAGGGUCCCAACCAAGCUUAGAAAUAAGAAGAAAACAAACUCAAAUGGAUUCCCGUGGAAUUAAGCGCUUGUUGUUUUCCUAUGUAUUAAUUAACGGUAUAUUUAUUACACUGCAAUCUAAAGAAGAGGUGCUGUUGGAUAUGAGGGCAUCAGGGAGUGAGCUAGGCUGGCUGACCUGGCCCUAUGAACAAGGAUCCAAGCAAGGGUGGGAGGUGGUCCAGAGGAGUCUGAAUGGCUCCCAGUUGUACACCUACUCUGUGUGUAAUGUGGGUGAGCAUGAGCAGGACAACUGGCUGCGCACCACCUUCAUCCAGCGCCGCCUGUCAGCCUCUCGCGUCUUUGUGGAGCUGCAGUUCAUUGUGCGUGACUGCAACUCAUUCGAUGGCUCGUCGCUCACCUGCAAGGAGACCUUCAACCUGUUCUCCUCUGAGUCGGACGCCGACAUCGGCACCAGCUUCCGCAAGGGCCAGUUCAAGAAGGUGGCCACCAUCGCGCCGGACGAGAUCACCAGCCGCAACGAGCUGCGCAUCAACACAGAGACGCGGGUGGUGGAGAGCCUCAGCAGGAAAGGCUUCUACCUGGCCUUCCAGGACAUUGGGGCCUGCAUGGCACUGCUCUCUGUCAGGGUCUACUACAAGACCUGCCCGGCCACCAUCAAGAGCCUCGCAGCCUUCCCUGAGACAGUGGCGGGCGGGGGGGUGAACCAGGCCCUGAGGGAAGUAGCGGGGGUCUGCGUGGAGAACGCGGUGAGUGAGGAGUCUCCCCGCAUCUACUGCACGAUGGACGGAGAGUGGGUGGUGCCUGUUGGACAGUGCCAAUGCAUGCCCGGCUACGAGGCCGUCAACGACACAUGUCGAGAUUGUCAGCCAGGCUUCUUCAAAGCGUUUGUCUCCAACGACGCAUGUGAGCUUUGUCCUGUUAACACCAAGCUGCUGAGCUCCGGGGCACUGUUCUGUCCAUGUGCAGAAGACUUCUAUCGUGCUCCCGAUGACCCAACUACAGGGCCCUGCUCAGGCCUGCCCUCAGCACCGCGAGAACUGGUCGCCACGACCACCCAGCUGGCGGCAGGCAAGCUGCAGCUGUCAUGGAGUCCGCCGGAGGACACGGGCGGCCGCAGUGACAUCAGCUACAGCGUGGAGUGCCGGCGCUGCGAGGGCACCGCGUGCCAGCCAUGCGGGGAGAAGGUGCGCCUUGAGCCGGCCAGCUCAGGCCUGGUGGACACCAGGGUGGCAGUGAGCGAACUGGAGCCCCACCUCAACUACACGUUCACCGUUGAGGCCCACAGCGGAGUAUCGCUGUUCGCCAGCCAGGGGACGCCACGCUCCAACAGGCCCCCAUCCACCAGCACAUUGACCACUGCCCUGCACUACACAGACCCCCCCAAGGUGACGUCCAUGCGUCUGGACGAGCGGAGCCUCACCAGCCUUUCCCUGUCCUGGGCUGUAGCCCCCCGCAGGCCCGUGCCCCAGCCCACCCGUUACAAACUCACUUACCGCAAGAAGGAUGACAAUCUGGAUGUGACCACGUACACUGUUCUGAUUCUGGAGAAGAGCUCUGUGCAGAUCAGUGACUUGUCCCCAGGCACAGCCUACCUAUUCAGGGUACAGGCCCUGAGCCCCGAGGGCAGCCCUGGAGGAUCCAGCAUAGAGGAUGAAUUUGAGACACUGACUGAAGUGCCACUGUCCCAGAGCAACACAGGGGUCAUAUUCGGAGCAGCAGUUGGCGGAGCGGCCAUGUUGAUGAUUGUGGUGGUUGUCAUACUCAUACGAAAACGGAGAAGGCGAUCUCAUACAAGACAAGGACCAGAGGAUACUUACUUCUCUAGCUCAGAGCAACUGAAGCCGCUGAAGACCUAUGUGGAUCCGCACACGUACGAGGACCCCAACAUGGCCAUCCUCAAGUUUGCCAGCGAGAUCCAUCCCAGCCAUGUGACCAAGCAGAAAGUCAUUGGAGCAGGGGAGUUUGGAGAGGUGUACCGUGGAAUUCUGAAAGCGCCAGGGCGGAAGGAGGGGGCGGUGGCCAUUAAGACGCUGAAGCCGGGCUACUCAGAGAAGCAGAGGCAGGACUUCCUGUCAGAAGCGAGCAUCAUGGGACAGUUCUCCCACCAGAACAUCAUUCGCCUGGAGGGAGUCGUCACCAAAUUCAAGCAUGCCAUGAUUGUGACUGAGUAUAUGGAGAACGGCGCACUGGACAAGUACCUAAAGGAUCGUGAUGGCGAGAUGCCCUCCUUCCAGCUGGUGGGCAUGAUGCAUGGCAUCGCCGCUGGCAUGAAGUACCUGUCUGACAUGAGCUACGUUCACCGGGAUCUGGCUGCCCGCAACAUCCUGGUCAACAACAACCUGGAGUGUAAGGUGUCUGACUUCGGCCUGUCCCGAGUGCUGGAGGACGACCCUGAGGGCACCUACACCACCAGCGGUGGUAAGAUCCCCAUCCGCUGGACAGCCCCAGAGGCCAUUGCCUACAGAAAAUUCACCUCGGCCAGCGACGUGUGGAGCUUCGGCAUCGUCAUGUGGGAAGUCAUGGCCUUUGGCGAGCGCCCCUACUGGGACAUGAGCAACUGCGAGGUGAUGAAGGCCAUCAACGAGGCGUUCAGGCUGCCAGCGCCCAUGGACUGCCCAUCAGCCGUCUACCAGCUCAUGCUGCAGUGCUGGCUGCAGGACCGCUCCAAGAGGCCCCGUUUCCCGGACAUCGUCAGCCUGCUGGACAAGCUGCUCAGGAGCCCCGAGUCCUUGAAGGCUAUCGCAGACUUCGACCCCCGCGUAUCCAUCCGCCUGCCCAGCACAAGUGGUUCGGACGGCUUACCCUUCAGGUCGGUGUCAGAGUGGCUGGAGUCCAUCAAGAUGAGCCAGUACAGUGAGAACUUCACCUGCGCUGGCGUGGUCACCAUGGACCAGGUGCUGCAGAUGAAGAAUGUGGAUAUCAAGAACAUUGGCGUAAGACUGCCCGGCCACCUGAAGAGAAUUGCAUACAGCAUCCUGGGCUUGAAAGACCAGACCAGCACCCUGAGUGUAUUUGCAGUGUGACCCAAUGCUAGUGGUGCAGGAAUUUGAGUUGGGCAGCACUCUGACUGAACUUUGAACUCUGUGUUGGACUGGAGCGGAGCUGCGGGGACGGCUUUGGACAGACAAACUGAAAACCUCUUAGGGGCAUGGUCUAGCCAAAAGAGACUGACAAUACUGUGCAAUCUUAAAGAUUUCUAACAGACUUGUUAAGCGUAUCAAAAAAAAAAAGGAAUGGAGUAUUUUUGCAACAAUAGAUGUAUUGAUUAGACUGUGUAUAUUAUAUACUGUAUAUAUGUUAUUAUCCAUGUCAGUUGUAUAGAUACAGUUCAAUCCCCAAUCUUUGUUAAUAUUUAGUUUGCAUGCUUCCCCUCUCUCCCCUGAAACUAAUCAAGUGAUAAAAGUCUUGGAAUAGCUUGUACCGAGGUUGUCUCUUGUUUCCAUAGCAACUAAUAUUGAGAAGAGAAAAUUAAGAAGUCACAAAACCACUUACACCAAAGCAAUUAUUUGUGUGAAGUGGCGUGCUGUGGCCUUUUGGGUAUGAGUUUGGCGGUGUUGGUGCCAGUGAAAUGCAUUUUGGUCCAUGUAAUCUCUUGUAAACUAAUGAGAAUGGACUCGAAGCAGAGAGUGGACCUGAAUGGGCCUGGGCAGGAUGUAUGUUAACAUGAUGGUGCAUUUGUGUAUGCCACAGUCUUGAGGUUAUUGUCUUAGUCCAGUUUGGGAUGUUGUUGGCUACUGUUGUGCCUUAUCUGGGCUUGAUUUAGAUGUUAAGCUAUCAUAUGAAUUUGAGUUUAUAUGAAAAUAACGUGAAAAGAUAUGAGGUACACCUCAUGUUCAGUUUAACUGGCCGCAAACGCUUGUGUUAAUUGAUUGGGAUCAAGAACAUCACUUACAUUGAAGCACUUAAAUAAGUAACAAUUGGGAUGAGUUGUCUCAUCUAAAACAUCUAUCUUCUUGCCAUUAUUAUUAUCAUCAUGCCAUAGGAAGAUCAUUUGAAAUCAAAUGAGGCAGCUGAAAGAAUUUGUUUAUAUCUGGGUCGUUCCACGAAAUUAGUUCUUUUUCGUCCCUUUGAUAUUUUAAGUAGACAUUGUGCACAAAUAAUAAGCAUGUUAUAUUUAAUAUAGACCACAUGGAAAAUACAACAAAUCUGAUUUUUUAUGUGAAUGAAUACUUGCUAAAGUGCCAAAAUGUAUCAUUUUGACAUGUCCCUCAGUUUAUCCUCUUUGACUCCCUAGGAAGAUUUUAACCCGCUUAACCCCAACAUUUGUCCAAAUGAUCACCAUCAUUGUAAGCCCUAGUUAUUUUGUGGCUUUGACAGUCAUUUCUGAAGAUUAUUAUUUAUUUAGUGUCAGUGAUUUCAUUACUUAUUCUUUUUUUAAACACCUGUCCCUUAUUUUAUGGUCAACCCUGUUAUGUGAAAUGAACUCUCGUUUUAAUAUGGUGAAACUAUUCCAUGUUGGAAAAAAAUUGUUUCAAAAGAGACAUUGAACAUUUAAUAGUAAAAUCUGAAAGCAGGUGAGCUAGUUCUACUCAUUUUGGCCGUUUUGUGUUGGGAAACUGAGUGGGUCGAGUAUAAUACAUCAACCCUGUUACCCAUGGAUAGACAGGCUACAAAUCUUUUAACAAUGUCAUUGUUAGUGAAAUUGCCACUGCUGCACACAAGCUUCCAUUCCCUCUGUCACAAGGGGAUUUAUGGCUGCUUUAAGGUUGUCGUCAACCCUGUUACUUUAUUUGGCACUUAAUAAGCAGUUAAUAUAGUCAUUUUUUUAUUUAACCUCAGAUGGGGAUUUUAAAAAAUAUAUAUAUUUAUAAUUUGAACAUGUGCUCUUUAUGACAGAAUGUUAUAAUUAUGUGAAAUAAAACAUUUAUUUUCACCAAGUUACGCUACUCAAAAGGUACCUAUUUGGUGGAACGACCCAUUUAAUGAUGGAUUUAAUUUUGAAAGGUAUUGUGUCAAGCUUUAUCAAGUGCCCAACAUGUUUGAAUUAAAUAGAUGAUUUAGGAUUAGAAAUGCUUGUUGCGAUGAUUUCAGAGAAUGUAAAGUGUAGUUUGAUAUGCAAUUUCAAUGUGACAGUAAAGGGUUAGCCCUAACCCUUUUUUAAAAUCACAACUUAGAUUUACCAUUCUUUUCUUGUUCUAAUUGCUUUAUCCUUAUUUCUUAUUUUGGUGUUUAGUAACAAGUGUUUUAUGGGCUGAAACAAUUUGCUUUGAGAAUGCAGAUAAUAAUACCAUUGUAUUAUUUUUCCUCUCAUUGCAUUUCAUUUGAUAAAGUGCUUGCUUCUGGUAAUGCCAAGAAAGUAUCUGUUUUCUUCAGUCUUAAUUGACCAGCUCAUCCAUAUCCAAUAGUUUUCCCAGAUCAGUUUGUGCUCUUGCCAACACACCAAACAAUAGUUGGCAAGAGCACAAACAGAUCUGGUACCAGCCUAUAUCCAAAAGACGGUGUGCAUCAUUUAUCCCAAUGCUCUAAAAAGAUGACGGUUUGUUAGUGACUCUCUUCACUACUUGACUUUUUGCUUUAACUUUUUUGGAUCGUCUUAUUUCACAUCUUAUGCUCCUUGUUUCAUUUAUGGAUAUAGAAGUCUAUAGUACUUUUUUCAUUAGUUUACUAGAUUUUCAUUUGGAAAAUAGAUUUUUCUGGGGGGGAGGGGUUUAUUGCCUUUUGUAUAAUUGGAUUUUGUAAGCAUAUUUUACUGCUUUUUAUAGGAAAAUUACAAAUUUUAUGUUCAAUUUAGGUAACUUUCAUCAGUUACAUCACUCUUGUUGCUGUCUUACAGACAAAUGAACCAUUUCUUGAUUUCAAAAGUAAACUCUUUGUUUUAUACUUUAUUUAAUAGUCUAUUUAUUUUUUACUUUUAUUUAUUGUUCAUAAUUACACUGAGCUGGGAUUUAUUCGUAAUUGAAGGUUGUCUUGUCACAAACUAUUCGUUGCCCUUCAUUCAUAUUUGAUUCCAUUCGUUGCCGUUGACCAAUGAUUGACGCGCCAAAAAACACCACUUACAAUAAAGCCUGAAAUUUGACUUCC